Molecule: messenger RNA, 2271 nt
Organism: Telopea speciosissima
Lineage: Eukaryota; Viridiplantae; Streptophyta; Magnoliopsida; Proteales; Proteaceae
Product: protein PLASTID TRANSCRIPTIONALLY ACTIVE 12, chloroplastic
Exons: 11
Coding region: 263-1906 (547 amino acids)
Biological process (GO): plastid transcription; positive regulation of DNA-templated transcription; positive regulation of red or far-red light signaling pathway
Cellular component (GO): nucleus; chloroplast
Source: RefSeq, a predicted model, not a curated record
AAACCUUUAUUCUCUCUCGCUCUUGCAAUUUCCGAGCUUAUGAAAGAAGGAACUACGAUCUGAUACAAUAAACGAGAAGCAACUGUCGAACAGCCAUUGCUUCUUGAGUUAAGAAACUCUAAAUUGUUCAGCCUCGGAACCUUUAUCGACUCCGACCUUUAUUUUAUUCUCAAGUCGAUGGGUUCAUUUCGGAAAACUUACAAUUGCUGAUGUGUUCUUAUAGACGCAUUGUAAGAGUAUCACUUGAACAUCGCUCAUAGAAAUGGCAUCUCUAUCAACAACCUGGCUAUAUCAAGAUAGAGGACUCAAGUGUUUGUUCUCUGUAAAUGGCUCUCUUGCUGGGCAAUCCUGUUUUCAAUACUUCCAGACAUCAUUUGUAGGUUCAUUUUCUGCUCAAAGCGUGAAGGUUAGGGUUGGAGUCAGCAGUAAUGGAAAGACAAAUUUGUUUCCUUGUGUAAAGUGUGUUAAGAAGGAUGGUUCUUUCGAUCCCUUGUCUGUUGAGCGUCCCCCAUAUUACAGUUAUAUGGACUCCACAUCUGGACAGAUGGAACCAGCUUCUGGUGCUCGUGCAAGUAUUCCUGGGCAGGAGUACUGGCCUGAAGGCACAGCUAACCGUGUUAGGGCUGCCAGGGCUCCUGAACCUACUGCUAAGUCCAAAGGGUCACCAUCAUAUGGGAAAAAUCCUGGAAGCAGAAGGAAAAAGUAUAAAACAGGCAUAGUUGCUGCGGGAUCUUCAGAUGGCAUAUGUACUGUGGAAUCUUCAGAAGGUGAUGGAACUGUGGGGUCUGCAGAACUGACUAUAGACACAAGUGACCCAGCAGCUCUUGAAACUUCAGGUAAUGUUACAGAGGAGCCUAAAGACCUCUCCACUGAUUAUGUUGUAUAUGGGACAGAGCCUGAGGAAGAAAACUUCAGUGAUUAUGAAUUGAAAAAGAAACUUGGCGAGCCUCACCCAUUCAUUGAUCCAAAUGCAAAGAAACCAACUGAGGAACCUCUGUCAAGUGAAGAACUAUGGUGGAACUGGAGAAAGCCUGAAAAGGAACUAUGGUCAAGGUGGCAGAGGAGGCGCCCAGAUGUUGAAACGGUGUUUGUUAAAGCUAUGGCAGAGACUGGGCAAGUAAAGCUUUAUGGGGACCAUCCAACAUUAACUGAGACUAAUCUUUACCGGGCAAGACGGCACCUCUAUAAAGAAGAAAGACUACAAGCUGAACAAGAGAGAUUGGAAAGAAUAGGUCCCAUGGCAUACUACUCGGAAUGGGUUAAAGCAUGGAAGAGGGACACUUCACGGGAGGCUGUGCAAAAACACUUCGAAGAGACUGGUGAAGAAGAGAAUAUGCAGCUUAUCAAAAUGUUCCAGCAUCAAACAGAUAGGGAAUAUCGUAUCAUGAUGGGCACAGAUGUCCGUAUUCGCCGAGAUCCUUUAGCAAUGCGAAUGAGAGGGGAUCAAAUAAAGGAAAUAUGGGGUGGAGAUCCAGUUUAUCCUACAGUAAAUUACAUUCAGGAUCCAAAUGAAGUGAUUGACUACAGGGGCCCAGAUUUCCAUGAGCCAACACCUAACAUGCUUGCUUAUCUUCUGGAGCAUGGAAAAAUCACACCAAGAGAGGAGAUUGAGAAAGUUCUGGCCAAACAGAAGAUUGAAGAACAUGAGUUAACAGAUGUGGAUGAAGCUAUGGCACAAGCUGUGGACAUCGGUGAAAAUGAUGAUGAAGUAGAGGACAGUGAUGUUGAGGGAGUGGAUGAAGUAGAUGAGAAGAUAACACGGAAUUGGAGUGUGCUUAAAAGUAAUCCUGAGCUUCGCAAAUCAAAGGAAAAACCAAAGAAGGAAGAUCCCUUGACUCUAAAGGAGGCUGUUGAGGACUCCGAGAACUUGACAGAUUUUCUUAUGGACUUUGAAGAAGAUGAAUAAAAAUUCAACUCCAUUUUGAAUCCUAUCACAGCAAGAUUUGGAAAUUCGACAAGUAGAAGAUUGUCUGCUGAAAUUUUUGUGGGGGCAGAGCCAGUCUGUCGAAGCUUAGGGUAAAUAGCGCCAAAGUGAAUGGUAGGAUCAGAAUAUAUACUCUACUACUUCUUAGACAUGAACAGGUUAAGCUCUAUCCAUUGAACACCCCUCUUAUGUGGAUCCUGUGUGUUCCCAAAAUUGCCUAUCUAUUUUGAAGGGCACUGGUUGGUAGUUGUACCAUGUAUUGAGUGGUCCCAAGCACGUUUCUUAUUCUUUUUGUGUACUAUCAACCUGUUCAGGAAGAAAGUCCAUCUAUGGAUGACUGAGAUCAA